Molecule: messenger RNA, 453 nt
Organism: Rotaria sp. Silwood1
Lineage: Eukaryota; Metazoa; Rotifera; Eurotatoria; Philodinida; Philodinidae
Source: the annotation of a GenBank genome assembly
AUGCAAACAAAAACUCUUCUUGCUUUAUUUUUUACUAUCGUUGUACUUCUAAUCGAAGCCAAUGAUGGUGCACCAGCAGCUCCAAAGCCAGUAGCAGCUAAAGAAGACUCAAAUAAGCCUGUCAUUAAACCAACGCUUCCUGGUGGUCGUUCAGCAUGGCAAACAAAUAUUGAUGCACACAGUAAAAAAUUAUUCAAUGAUCAUAAAUCAAUAAUAUCAAAAAAACUUCAAAGUGUUCAUAAAGUACCAGCAAAAUUUCAACUUAAACCAUCGAAAGUAGCAACACAAUCUGCUGGUGGCAUCCUCUAUCAUUAUUUAGUUAAAGUACCAAAAAAUAAAUAUGCAUACGUAACAAUUCAUGCUCCUCCAGCAAGCAAAAGCAAUCAACUUCCAAAAGAAGAAAAUGUUAAUGUAAAACCAGGACUUUAUGGAUUAAAGGAUAAAAAUAUUUAA